AUGCAGUUGACAUCGCAGCACGAGGCGGGUAUUCAGAACUACCAUUCAUCCCAAUCGCCCGAAUACAACGACGAUGCUACAGUGCCUUCUUACGCAGCAAAAGAUUUCGAGAGCCCAGUCGCAGAAACCGACACAGGCUUGUCACUCCACGGUCUUAACAUCUACGGGACUCUCCGCAAGGGAGAUCCCGCCAAGUUUUCACCAAGGAAUGUGCCGGUGUCCAUCAUUUUCUUGAAUGUAGCGAAGCUGGCAGCGUCGCAGCGACUCAUUUCGAUGCGUUCGACUUUCUGCUUCUUUUUCGGGCUGCUAUCGGACGGCUAUCCGAUCGUGGGGUUCCGCCGCAAAGCGCAGUUGAUCAUCAGUCUGGUGUCAACUGUGGUAAGCUACUUUGCCCUCUUGGCAUUAAACGCUCAUGGAGAAAGCCUCAAGCGAGGAACUAAUGCACUGGAUUAG
Molecule: messenger RNA, 453 nt
Organism: Peronospora matthiolae
Lineage: Eukaryota; Oomycota; Peronosporomycetes; Peronosporales; Peronosporaceae
Source: the annotation of a GenBank genome assembly